AUGAUUUCCCGCCUGAAAGCGAACCCAGAACACCAUCGCAACAAUCUGCAAGAUGUUCUAGAUUCAAGUGACCCACUCUUCAACAUCUGCUGGAGCCGACAGUCCUGCUCAUCGUGCCUGAGAGGUGAUGUUGCCUGCAGCUGGUGCGCCAUUUCCUCCACCUGUGUUCCCAAUCCGGCUCAUCUGCCCAUCUUAGCCCCGCUCUACUCCACACAUAUCUGCCCACUUGAUGCGAAGGAACGAUGGGAGCUGAGGGCACUGCCCUUUGGGUGUAGUGUGAGCACUACAACUUUCCUGAGCACUACAGUGGCCGCGUUGAGCACAUUCGCUUUGAUUGGCAUGAUUUACUUGGUGAUUGCAAUUGUCAAAUGGGCGCGCAAUAGAUGGAAGGAAGCAGAGCAUGAGCAGCUAGAUGACCAGGAACGAGAGUUCUCCUGGUGGGGAUGCUUAGAUCCUAGGCUAGUUGUGUGUUUAUGGACUGGUUUAUUUGGGGAGGGUCAAGGGCAGCAGGGACAAAGUCAGAGGAUAUUGGGAGAUGAGCAGGACGAUACAGAAUCUAGACCGUUGCUGGAGUAG
This is a messenger RNA of Penicillium maclennaniae, 576 nucleotides long. RefSeq lists its product as uncharacterized. The transcript has 2 exons. The coding region runs from base 1 to 576 and encodes 191 amino acids. Lineage: Eukaryota; Fungi; Ascomycota; Eurotiomycetes; Eurotiales; Aspergillaceae. The record is from RefSeq and is a predicted model, not a curated record.